This is a messenger RNA of Camponotus floridanus (Florida carpenter ant), 4009 nucleotides long. It is a transcript of the gene THADA, whose product is annotated as thyroid adenoma-associated protein. Gene Ontology annotation, cellular component: cytosol. The transcript is spliced from 14 exons. The record is from RefSeq and is a predicted model, not a curated record. The coding region runs from base 53 to 3970 and encodes 1305 amino acids. Gene Ontology annotation, biological process: tRNA methylation. Lineage: Eukaryota; Metazoa; Arthropoda; Insecta; Hymenoptera; Formicidae.
CUAGAAAGAUACACGUUGUACAUCACGCUGUACAAUAUUGCUGAUUUAAAUAAUGCAGGAAUUAAAAAAUAUGAGCGAGGAGGAACUUUAUAAAUUAUUAAAUGGCCUAAGAAUAUUGAAACAAAAGGGCGAAUUGGAUACCGAUGACAAACUCGCGCAGCAAACUCUCAAAUGGCGAAAUACCUUGGAAUACUAUGUCUUGGAAACAUGUAUCAGACAUUACAGCGAAAAGUGUAGAUUGGAAACAUUGGCACUCUUAGUGGAAUCAAAGAAAAGUACAUUACGUUUUACACGUAUGGAGCUUGAUACAAUUUUGUUAUUUUUGAAGUAUAAUCUGUGUGAAAAAAUGGAAUAUGUACCCUUUGUCAAGAAGGCUUUAAAGCGAUUAAAAGAUAGUUUGACUGUUCUGCAGAGACAACUGACUCAAGAAGAAAACAUGAGAAAUCGUUAUAAAGAACAAAAUAAUCUUAUUGAAACAUAUGAAAAUGCUUUAGCUUUAUCUUAUAAAACUUCUGAGGAAAUUAAACAAAAUAUAAUGGAUUACACUAUAUUUUUUAUAAACUUGCGUGAAAUUUGUGUCGACAAUUUGUAUCCAGAUGCAACGUACAGUCGUAGACGGUCCAGUUUGCAAAUCCUUUUACUCAUGCAACAUCUUUGUAAUGAAUUUAAAGAUAUAAAAUGGACUGGAGAACAAGCCGAAGUAAUAUUCCAGUGUUUAUUGCUGGACACAUAUGAACCAAAUAAGGAAAUGGCAUAUCAAAUAUUAAAGCUUAUAAAUCCAAUGUUAUUAUGUUUAGAUUUGGAAUCUCAGGUUCAGCUAAUAAUUAAAGUUGCUCUUGAAUUAGGUAGCAGCAUACGACCUAUAGACAGUGUUACAGCUGCAUAUAUGUUGAAAGUAUCUAAAUUAUCUCCUGUUAUAAGAAAUAUACUUUGCGAUUAUUGCAGUGCAGAAGACAAUAUGAUAGAGGCAAUAACAUUACAAUUAGUGUUGCUAUUGUAUAGAAAAUUGCAUGAAGCAUUAAUUUUAGCAAAACAAAACAUAGGAAUGGCAAUUGUUAAAUGUUCCUUAUAUGGAUAUUUAUUCUGCAUAAGAAGUUUGCUUGCUGAUUGUGAUUUAAGAAGUGCAGGAACAGACAAUUUAUGGCGAAAUACUAUAGCCAAUAUCAUAUUAUUGAGUUUUGAAUUAAAUCAUACUGUUUCUGUGAUAGUAAAUAAUUCCUCACCAGAAGGGCAUUUACCUAUGGACUUGAAAUCAUUAAAUUUUAAUGACGAUACAUUAUUUCCUGAGAAAGAAACUAUAACACCGCAAAUGGUAUUACUGUGUUCUUGGCGUACCGUUAAAGAAGUCAGCCAAUUGUUUGGGCUAUUGGCUAACAAGGCAUCAAUACAAACUGAUGAAUCUAUAAACGGAUUAUUAACAGAGGAACAAAUCAAGCAUAUAAUGAAACAUCUAGUUUUGUUAUUGUGUGAAACGAAACAUAGAGGUGCAUUUGAGCAGGCAUAUGUUGGUUUCUAUCAAGUAUGCGCACGAUUGUGGCGAUUAACAAACACGACUUUAAAUGCAAAACCUAUACAUUGGUUGUAUGAUAUCUUAAUAGGUAUCACAGGAUUAAUGCCAGGAUAUUCGAAAUUAUGUGCAACAAGAAGAAGCGCAGGAGUACCGUUUAUGAUACAGGCAGUGCUAUCCUCAGAACCAAAAAUCCAUGAUAAUUCAAAUGUGUCUGCGUUUCAUUCAGUUAUGAAUAUUUUAAUACAAUUUUCGUUGCUCGAAAACACAAUUAGUUGGCAAGAAAUAAAGUGUAUAAUGUAUAAAAAUACAAUAUUUUCCAAAUACGAGCAUUCAACGAACUCAAUAAUAGAAAAUAGUAACAAUUAUAAGGAAAUUAAUUUUGAUAUAACCGAGAUAAAAACUCAUUCUAUGAACAUUCUUAGAGCCUUAUUUAGACAUUCUCAACUCGGAGAUAUGGUCAAGAAUUAUAUUGCUGAUGGUUUAAUAGUGGCAUUUAAAAAUUAUGAUAGUAAAACAUGGGCGGAACGUAAUGCGGCUACAUUAUUGUUUAGUGCGCUUAUAAUUCGAAUUUUUGGCGUUCAAAGAACCAAGGAUCAUAUUAAUUUGACGACAGAUAACAAAAUGACAGGCAGAAUAUUUUUCGAAAGAUAUCCUCAUCUCCUGCCUUUUAUUCUGAAUGAAUUGCAAACUUUUAUAUCAAUUAAUGAUACCAUGAUAAAAUCGAAUGUGCAAGCAAUUUUAUUAUUAUUGUCACGAUUAUAUAUUAAUUAUCAUUUUGAUGGAACAGAUAUUGCUUGGAAGAUAAACGAGUUUGUUAAUUUGGUAUCGCAAUGCGCUAAAAGCCCUGUGUAUAAAACACGUGAACUGGCAGCUAGAGCAUUAGUGCCGUUUUUAACAGAGAAUACAGCCUACAGUUUUGUGAAAAAGUUACUAUUAGUUUUAUGUACAGCGCGAGAUACUCGCACCUCAGCAAAUCUAAUACAUGGAUAUUUAUUACAGAUACUAGAGAUCUUAACAAAAUUGCCAUCUAUUCAGCUGUCAAAAUCUGACGUUACAGAUUUUUUAAACACAACAGAUUGGAUUUUGGAAAGAUUAGAAAAAGGAACCAAUGGAUUUGGUUGUUUUGCUAUAGCUACUGUAUACAUUGAUAUUCUUCAUAAAUUAUACAAUUUAGAUAAAAAUAUGAUCGAAAGCUGUAAGAUGGAGAAUAUAUUACACAGACUGCGACAACACUUAAUCGAAAAAGAUCUAUUAAGAAGAAGACCAGGAGAACAAAUGUAUAAAAUAUCUGCAAUUAAAUUUAUACUAUGCGUCGGAAAACAUUCGAAUUUCUUACAAACAAUGUACAAUGGACAAACCGAAGCAUUCAAUAUAUAUUCGCAGCUUUUGAUCGUGCCAGAGGCAGAGAUACAAAGUAUCGCUUGGAGCACUAUUUUCGAAGUACUUAAAAAAGAAUCUUGUCGGCAAAAAAAAAUAUUGAGUAGUUAUGCUAUUGAUGCGGUUGCUGAUUUUACUAAAGAUUUACACAAAUAUAAUCCCAAGCUGCAAGAUACAAUUUUCGAUUUCUUAUAUAACUGUCUAGUGGAUGCAAAUGAAUAUUGUAUUGCCGAUAAGCGUAAAAUUUGUAACUUGGUUACGAGAAAAAUGCACUCGCAUGAUGUGAGCAAUAUAUAUUCUCAACGUAUUUGUUAUUUAAGAUUGCUAGGCAAAUGUAUGGUGAUAUUAACUCACGAAUUGAAGAAUGAAGAGUUUAGAAUGGAGGAUGUAGAAGAUAUCUAUAGAAAAGUCUGUGACAGCAGUUGGAUUGGUUCAUUAUGUAAAGAUUUCAGAUCGUCGGUUUUUGACAUAUUAUAUGAUCUUUUUAAUAAGGACAAUAUUGAUUCUAAACAUUGCCAUUCCAUACUGGAUUGGUGGACAAUGUUGUUACAAUUGUUGGUCGACGAUAAUGCGAGUAUUCGACACGAAGCAUCCAAGUUAAUUUGCAAAAUUGAACCGUGCAACGAAUUGGAGUGCAUCGAGAGUAUUCUGUCGAUAUUUUUCCAGAAGUUUAACGAAACAGUCGCUAAUAAAUGUCCCGAAAUAGCGAUAAGCGCUCUCUUUUGUUGGAGCAUUUCGUUAUUAGGGGAUGCAGAUUAUGAAAUGGACGAAACGGAUGUAUUCAACAAAUGUAGGAACUAUGAUGUUUUUGAACCUGUGAAGAUAUCAGAAUUAUGCUUUGGUUUUACAAAAUCGAUAAUGCAACGAUAUCCUAUUAAUAGAACGUUAUCACCGGAUGUUGUGAGAUGGAUAAAUUAUCGCCUAAAUACUGAUUUCUCUGCAUCAUCAUCCUUUAAGGAUAUUGCACACAAUUAUAGAAACAAUGUCCCGAUACUCGAGAGGAAACUAGAUGAAAUUCUAGAUCCGACAUACAAAGACAAAUUAUUGCAAAUUUUGGCAUGUGAAAAAUAUAUGUCAGUGUAAUGUAAAAAAUUCUUACACAUCUUUGUCACAUAAUCCUGU